CUUCUCUUUCUCCCCCGUCCCCCGCCCCCUCCCCCCAGGCCUGAUGAGCAGGUCUCGCGCCUCCAUCCAUCGGGGGAGCAUCCCCGCGAUGUCCUAUGUACGGGGACCCCCUAUGCACCGAACCCAAUACAUUCAUUCCCCGUAUGAUCGUCCUGGUUGGAAUCCUCGGUUCUGCAUCAUCUCGGGGAACCAGCUGCUCAUGCUGGAUGAGGAUGAGAUACACCCGCUUCUGAUCCGGGACCGGAGGAGCGAGUCCAGCCGCAACAAACUGCUGAGACGCACGGUCUCCGUGCCGGUGGAGGGGCGGCCCCACGGCGAGCAUGAAUACCACUUGGGUCGCUCGAGGAGGAAGAGUGUCCCAGGGGGGAAGCAGUACAGCAUGGAGGCCGCCCCCGCUGCGCCCUUCCGGCCCUCGCAAGGCUUCCUGAGCCGAAGGCUGAAAAGCUCCAUCAAACGCACGAAGUCACAACCUAAACUUGACCGGACCAGCAGCUUUCGCCAGAUCCUGCCUCGCUUCCGAAGUGCUGACCAUGACCGGGCCCGGCUGAUGCAGAGCUUCAAGGAGUCGCACUCCCACGAGUCCUUGCUGAGCCCUAGCAGUGCAGCGGAGGCCCUGGAGCUCAACUUGGAUGAAGACUCCAUUAUCAAGCCAGUGCACAGCUCCAUCCUGGGCCAGGAGUUCUGUUUUGAGGUGACGACAUCAUCAGGAACCAAGUGCUUUGCCUGUCGGUCUGCAGCUGAAAGGGACAAAUGGAUCGAGAAUCUACAACGGGCAGUAAAACCCAACAAGGACAACAGCCGCCGGGUAGACAAUGUGCUGAAGCUGUGGAUCAUAGAGGCCCGGGAGCUGCCCCCCAAGAAGCGGUACUACUGCGAGCUCUGCCUGGAUGACAUGCUCUACGCACGCACCACCUCCAAGCCCCGCGCGGCCUCGGGGGACACCGUCUUCUGGGGGGAGCAUUUCGAGUUUAACAACCUGCCGGCUGUCCGAGCCCUGCGGCUGCACCUGUACCGUGACUCAGACAAAAAGCGCAAGAAGGACAAGGCGGGCUAUGUCGGCCUGGUGACUGUGCCGGUGGCCACCCUGGCCGGGCGCCACUUCACAGAGCAGUGGUACCCUGUAACCCUGCCCACGGGCAGCGGGGGCUCCGGGGGCAUGGGCUCGGGCGGGGGUGGGGGCUCCGGGGGCGGCUCCGGGGGCAAGGGCAAAGGAGGCUGCCCGGCAGUGCGGCUGAAGGCACGGUACCAGACCAUGAGCAUCCUGCCCAUGGAGCUGUACAAAGAGUUCGCGGAGUACGUCACCAACCACUACCGGAUGCUGUGCGCGGUGCUGGAGCCUGCUCUGAACGUCAAGGGCAAGGAGGAGGUGGCUAGCGCGCUGGUGCACAUCCUGCAGAGCACGGGCAAGGCCAAGGACUUCCUUUCCGACAUGGCCAUGUCAGAGGUAGACCGGUUCAUGGAGCGGGAGCACCUCAUAUUCCGCGAGAACACGCUUGCCACUAAAGCCAUAGAAGAGUACAUGAGGCUGAUUGGUCAGAAAUACCUCAAGGAUGCUAUCGGGGAGUUCAUCCGUGCUCUGUACGAAUCCGAGGAGAACUGCGAGGUCGACCCCAUCAAGUGCACGGCGUCCAGUCUGGCCGAGCACCAGGCCAACCUGCGCAUGUGCUGUGAGUUGGCCCUGUGCAAGGUGGUCAACUCCCAUUGCGUGUUCCCGAGGGAGCUGAAGGAGGUGUUUGCGUCUUGGCGGCUGCGCUGCGCAGAGCGGGGCCGGGAGGACAUCGCCGACAGGCUGAUCAGCGCCUCGCUCUUCCUGCGCUUCCUCUGCCCGGCCAUUAUGUCGCCCAGUCUGUUUGGGCUCAUGCAGGAGUACCCGGACGAGCAGACCUCACGAACCCUCACCCUCAUCGCCAAGGUCAUCCAGAACCUGGCCAACUUUUCCAAGUUUACCUCAAAGGAGGACUUUCUGGGUUUCAUGAAUGAGUUUCUGGAGCUGGAGUGGGGUUCUAUGCAGCAGUUCCUGUACGAGAUCUCCAACCUGGACACACUGACCAAUAGCAGUAGCUUCGAGGGCUACAUUGACCUGGGCCGAGAGCUCUCCACCCUGCACGCCCUGCUCUGGGAGGUGCUGCCCCAGCUUAGCAAGGAGGCCCUCCUGAAGCUGGGCCCACUGCCCCGGCUCCUCAACGACAUCAGCACGGCCCUGAGGAAUCCCAACAUCCAAAGGCAGCCGAGCCGCCAGAGCGAGCGGCCCCGGCCUCAGCCUGUGGUGCUGCGGGGGCCAUCGGCUGAGAUGCAGGGCUACAUGAUGCGGGACCUCAACAGCUCCAUCGACCUUCAGUCCUUCAUGGCUCGAGGCCUCAACAGCUCCAUGGACAUGGCUCGCAUCCCGUCCCCAACCAAGGAAAAGCCGCCCCCGCCGCCACCUGGCGGGGGGAAAGACCUGUUCUAUGUGAGCCGGCCGCCCCUGGCCCGCUCCUCGCCGGCCUACUGCACGAGCAGCUCGGACAUCACGGAGCCAGAGCAGAAGAUGCUGAGUGUGAACAAGAGCGUGUCCAUGCUGGACCUGCAGGGCGACGGGCCUGGCGGGCGCCUCAACAGCAGCAGUGUUUCCAACCUGGCGGCUGUUGGGGACCUGCUGCACUCAAGCCAGGCCUCUCUGACUGCAGCCUUGGGGCUGCGGCCCGCGCCUCCUGGACGCCUCUCCCAGGGGAGCGGCUCAUCCAUCACGGCGGCCGGCAUGCGCCUCAGCCAGAUGGGUGUCACCACGGAUGGCGUCCCUGCUCAGCAGCUGCGCAUCCCCCUCUCCUUCCAGAACCCUCUCUUCCACAUGGCGGCUGACGGCCCAGGGCCCCCGGCAGGCCACGCAGGGGGCGGCGGCCACGGCCCACCCUCCUCCCACCACCAUCACCACCACCAUCACCACCACCGAGGUGGGGAGCCCCCAGGGGACACCUUCGCCCCAUUCCACGGCUACAGCAAGAGCGAGGACCUCUCCUCUGGGGUCCCCAAGCCCCCUGCCGCCUCCAUCCUGCACAGCCACAGCUAUAGUGAUGAGUUUGGACCCUCGGGCACUGACUUCACCCGUCGGCAGCUCUCACUCCAGGACAACCUGCAGCACAUGCUGUCCCCUCCCCAGAUCACCAUCGGUCCCCAGAGGCCAGCCCCCUCGGGGCCCGGGGCGGGGAGUGGCGGGGGUGGCGGGGGCAGUGGUGGCGGGGGCCAGCCGCCUCCGCUACAGAGAGGAAAGUCCCAGCAGUUGACAGUCAGCGCGGCCCAGAAACCCAGGCCGUCCAGCGGAAACCUGCUGCAGUCCCCGGAGCCCAGUUACGGCCCCGCCCGUCCGCGGCAACAGAGCCUCAGCAAGGAGGGCAGCAUCGGGGGCAGCGGGGGCAGCGGUGGCGGAGGGGGUGGGGGGCUUAAGCCCUCCAUCACCAAGCAGCAUUCUCAGACGCCGUCCACGCUGAACCCCACCAUGCCGGCCUCGGAGCGGACGGUGGCCUGGGUCUCCAACAUGCCUCACCUGUCCGCCGACAUCGAGAGCGCCCACAUCGAGCGGGAAGAGUACAAGCUCAAGGAGUACUCGAAAUCCAUGGAUGAGAGCCGACUAGACAGGGUGAAGGAGUACGAGGAGGAGAUCCACUCACUGAAAGAGCGGCUGCACAUGUCCAACCGGAAGCUGGAAGAGUACGAGCGGAGGCUGCUGUCCCAGGAGGAGCAGACCAGCAAGAUCCUGAUGCAGUAUCAGGCCCGCCUGGAGCAGAGUGAGAAGAGGCUGAGGCAGCAGCAGGUGGAGAAGGACUCACAGAUCAAGAGCAUCAUUGGCAGGCUGAUGCUGGUGGAGGAGGAGCUGCGCCGGGACCACCCCACCAUGGCUGAGCCCCUGCCUGAACCCAAGAAGAGGCUGCUCGACGCUCAGCUCCUCAUCAGACCCCACCUCCUGACACAGCUGUCCAGCACCACCCAGUGAGCACACCUGCCCCUCAGGCCUCCGCAGUCCCGCCGGACCCUACACAGGCCCCGAACACGGCCAGGCCACACCGUCCUCCAGAACACUCUCCCUGCCCUCCUGACCACGCCCUUCUCUUCCUCUGCCUCUCCAGUGUAUGUCUGUCACCCCCCAUUUCACCAGAGCGUCCUUGGGAGUGGGAUGUCGGGGGUGGGUUCGUUAACGGGGCAGAGGGGGUGGGUGGGGGCCCUGGCCAUAGGGGCUGUGUGGCGCACCGCAGGUAGGUUGGGGUUCCCUCUUUCUUCCCUGAUCCUGGCGCUCUGCCCCUCCUUCCUCCCGCUCCUCUCUCACUCACCCUCCUCUUACACCUGAGCGUAGACUGCACCUGGGGCUCUCGUUAGCCCUGCAGGGGGAACUGGGAGUGGCGGUUACUUCAGGGACUCGGAGGGGCCCUGGAAGACAUAGCGCUGAGCCGUCCUGACAGUAGCCAGGAUGAGUGGAAAAAGAAGGAAGCAAACCAGGGUAGAUGUUAGGAUGCGGACCUGCCCCUAUACCUGGGGAGGCCGAGGUGAGGAGAGACCUUCCCAGAUCACACCGUGGGCUCAGCAGCCAGGCCAUUCCCAGGCAGGAACAGCAUGUUGAGUAACCUCUAUUCUCUUUUUCUCGUUGUUGUUAUUCUUUGUUUUUUUGAGAAAGCGUCUAACUAUGUAUGUAGUUCAGGCUGGCCUCCAACUUGCAUCAGUCCUCCUGCCUCGGCCUCCCGAGUGCUGGCAUUAUGGGCAUGCAUCUAGUCUUGCUGUAGCUCACAUCCGUGGGUUGCUAACGCCACUCACUCCCCGUCUCCCACCACCCAGUGGCUUUGCUGGACACAUCACCCUGCCUAAAAAAGCCAGUAAAUGGGAACCUGUCAACCACAGACAUCACUUCUGAGACGCUCUAUUUCUGUGGGAGUGAGCCGCAGUGGGCAGUGGCCCCUCACGCUGUAAUUUUAACUCUGCUAGCCCAGCCUCUCUGUCAGAGUAGUUAGUGAUCUGUAAACAGAUGCUCAAAGGCACCAGGGGACCUCACCAUUUCAAGGGCUCCUGCCGGGAAUUCUUUUGUAAAAUGAAUAACGGCACCCUUAUUUAUCUGCUUUCUAAAUUUGGGUGCAUGGGGGUGUAGGGGGCAUGCCCAUGCGCCGUCACAGGCAGACAGCAGAGGGAAGGCAGUCUGAAGGUUCCUUCCUCUGCUCCCCUGCCGCGCUCUGCGCCCGAACUGUGCGUCACUUCCUGUCCCACUGACUGGCAAGCUAAGAGGGGCGCUUUGCCUAAGGCAGGGGUGUGGGUGACCUGAGAGGUGAGUUCUGUGUCCUGGGAGGGAGAGCAGAGCUGAUUUGGAGCCUUACUGUAUCCCGUGGUGCUUGGCCAAGCAUAGCCACCUUGCCAGGCCUAAAUGCCCUGUGCCCCAGAAAGUAGUUUGGACCUUUCUUCUAAACCACUUGUAGGUAUCGGUCCCUCUGCCACGCACAGCCAUUAACUGAAAAAUUAAUUUUGAGUCCAGAUUUUUAAAAAGCUAAGCGUGUGACCGGAAGCAGGGGGGGACUCGGGUGAUUUUCUUUUCUCCCUGCAGAGGAACAGAAGGAACCAGCAGUUGGUCCACGAGCCAUAGGAGAUGAGAAUAGGACCAGGGGUGGGAGUAGGGUCGCCAGCCCGCGCCCUCCAGCUGGGAGCCUGGGGAGGGGACUGAAAGGAAAGUGGGGGAGGACAGGAAUGGAGCCGUUUCUGCUUCCCGGGGGUGCAGACUGGGCCGGCUGUGUCUCCGUGCAAGCUCCUAGUCACUUCCGCCAAGUAAGAGAGAAAGAGGCAGCCUUCCCACGAGCUUUCCCUUCCCACGUCACUCCCUGAAUCCCCUUCCUUUCCCCCCAGUACAGUUAAACCUCUCUAAUUUGGGAUGUUAUAUUUGAGAAGAUGGCCACUCUGAAUAAGUGACAAAACUGAAUGACAGUGUCUAUUUAAUGAAAUGCAUGUCUUCAAAAUAUAUACAGAGAGGCAGCUUCCCCCCUUGGGUCCAACAAACCCGCGUGUGACGCUGGCCCCACCUUGGAACGGCCUGGCCCCCCCAGCCCCGCCCCC
Chinchilla lanigera (long-tailed chinchilla) is the source of this 6057-nucleotide messenger RNA. It is a transcript of the gene Syngap1, whose product is annotated as synaptic Ras GTPase activating protein 1. Gene Ontology annotation, biological process: negative regulation of Ras protein signal transduction; regulation of GTPase activity. NCBI's taxonomy places the organism in Eukaryota, Metazoa, Chordata, Mammalia, Rodentia, Chinchillidae. The record is from RefSeq and is a predicted model, not a curated record.